Molecule: messenger RNA, 17670 nt
Organism: Paramuricea clavata
Lineage: Eukaryota; Metazoa; Cnidaria; Anthozoa; Malacalcyonacea; Plexauridae
Source: the annotation of a GenBank genome assembly
AUCGGACAAUGUCGCCUCGUUGUCGGAAUUGGUCGCGUUCUGUUCGACUGUUCGGAAAAGUUGAUGACUGCCGAAGAAGAUAAAAUUUCGUCAAAAUAGAACGAUAGGCAUGAUCAAACUUGAUUGUUGAUGUUUUAUACGAAUACUUUUAAAAAUUCUUAUCCAGUUUUAAUCACAUUUUGCUAGAAAUAAAGCCAAAGUGAUAAUCGCUCCAACGUUUGGCCACUAAUCCAAGGCAAUAUAUUCAUUUCCGCUCGCGAAAACCAACGUGUUUUGUUGUUGCUGCGAAGGGAAGUGUCUUGAGAUUGGGCGGAUAUUACGCGUUCAUCUUCGAAAUACCUCGUUUUAAAGGACGACGAUCGCUUCCUCAAAGACUCUAAUCUGCUUAGGUAAGUUUUCUGUCCAUUCCUACGUUCUCUUCCUUUCCUAAAUAUUAGUAGAACCCGUUUAAUCGCAUCGGUAGGUGUUCGUGCGCUGCAAUGUUGCAUUUCAAAGGAAGUUGCUCACAGGAAGCUAGGCUAGCUUGGCUCUGUGUGGCGGGUUGCUCCGUUGCUGAAUCUGCGAUCAUUCUUCGUAAUCAUUUAUAUGGCACGUUAUUCCAUGUUUGUAUCAAAUCUUCGUAGAGGGGCUUUCUUCCUACGGAGAAAAUACUGCCUUCUGUGUGAUCGCAAAUAUUAAUAACAAUCGAAGCAUAGGUACAUAAACCACCGUAGCAUGAACGGCAGUAUUGAUAUAUUUUGUACCAAGUGUGAACAAGGAUUUGAAAUAUGUUGGGAACACAUUUGUUUGCUUGUUCUAGUGAGCCUUCUCUGUGAAUCUUCUAUGUAAUUUAGAAAGCUUUUUGCUUUGAAAUGUGUAGCAACUUCGCGUAUACAAAAGUAUCAUGAUUCCAAACAAAACUUGUCAGUUUUUUAUUUGUUUAUAUCAAGGGAAAAUGGGCAGCCAUUAUUGGUUGUUCCUUUUCUACAAUCAUCAUUCUUGCAACCUGAGUUGUAAAUAUAAUCCAGUAUGGAAUAUAAGUGCUGUGCACCAGACAUUUCCAGCUAUACAGUAAUAUAUUUACUAGUAUUUGGUGCACAAUGUCUGGUGCACAAAAAAUGUCAUUUCAUACAAAGAAACAUUGGGGCCGUUUGUAUGAGCAAAAAUAAGCCACGGCCUAAAUGAGCUGCAGCUUAAUUAAAUAAGUCGCGAGCGACUUGUAUAAACAGUCAAUUUGUUUACAAGCUACAGCUAAAAUAAACCCGAGGUUGAAAGCUGCAGCUUAUUGCAAAUUGACUGUUUAUAUAUGAGCUGUCGUUCACUCAGCCAAAAUGCUGCAGCUUGUUGUUGCUCAUAUAAAUUAAUGGCCCUAUUCAGCACAUAUCCAAUGAUGCAAUUAUCCGAGCUGUAGUUUGUUGGCUACAGUAACUGAUUAGAAAUAAUCAGGACAUUUUCAAAAUAGAUUUAUGGGGGUUUCACAAUUCAAAACUGAAAUGAUGAACACCAAAGAGUGGGAGCUAGCAUGCACCCAGCAUUUCGGGACUUGGGUUUUAGUAAAACGGUCUGCAGAAUGAAACAGAUGAUCCAAAAGCCCAGCAUGGUCCUGAGGACAAUUUUUCGAGGCAAACCUGAAAAUGACAUUUCCAGCCAGAGUCUGUAUGAUCAGGAGUGUAAGUUUGGACGAAGCCUGCCCCUGGUCCUACCGGAAUUGGGUGCCCCAAGCAGUGGCAUGCUGGGUACUAUUUUUCUGGAGGGGCCAGUGGGCUUUCAACCAAUAUGCGCUCCUAUAACUUUACGCUUGAUAAACGAGGGCCGAAGGCACGAGCCGAGCGCCGCAGGUGCGCUCAGGUUUGUCUAGGGGGUCCGGGCCAUGCCCCCCCUGGAAAAUUUUUGAAUUUAGAGUCUCUGAAAUGCCAUUUCCUGGACUUUGGGGGAAAUCAGAUGGUCAGGAAACGCAUUUGACAGAAAUCUGAUGGUCAGGAAACGCAUUAUAACGUGUCGAAAAUUUGCAAUUUGGUUAGAAUUUAGUAGUAGUUCUUAAAUUAUGUAAUGCUAACUACUUCCAGCGAUUAAUCUAAUCCCAAUUCUGUUCUCUACUGAUCUACUGUUCUGAACACAUUUACAACUUACAGCGCUUUUAUACAAUAACACACGCACCACACGCAUAUGCAUUUUAAGGUUUCCUUGCCUGGCUGCCAAAAGGGCGUGUUUCAGCAUUAUUUCAUUACUUACAUUAUUCAUGUUGUUUCUUGCGCAAACAACUAAAUUGCGUACACAACUUUACAUCAGUUAUCAUAACUUCAACUAUCUAAUUUGCACCGCUCUCGUGAUUCAUGAAGCAUAAUAAAGGGCAUAUAUAUAAUAUAAGGGCAUAUAAUACCAGCAAAAAAGGUCAUAAUUCCCGUGAUCACCAAUAUUCCGGUAAUGAGACAUUGCGUGUGAUCACUGAUCAUGUUUCUAUAGACUCUAUAUGAACGAUUUCGUGUGAGCUGUAAGGUAGCAAAUUAGCAAAUAGGGUUACACAAAAUAGUCUGUAAUUUAAUGUAUGACUUAGUCUGUUUACAAACAUAAAAACCCAUCUUUUCUUGGCGGAAGUAACUAUAUUUUUUCGAAUGCGUUUAUCCCACCCACUUUCAAAAUUCGGCGCCCCCUUUUCAUUUUUGCGCCCCUCAAGAAUUGCCAGCUGGGGGGGCAUGGCCCCCGGCCCCCCCUGCCAGCACGCCACUGGCCCCAAGGCAGGGGUAUCCUAGAUCCUUUUGAAGUACCAUGAAGCUCUUACAAUAAUAAUAUGAACAUUUUGCUGGUCGUUUAGAAGCAAAUUUUAAUGGUAUCUUGAACUGGAAACAUAAAUAUAUAGUAAAAUAUAUAACAAAAAACCACAACUAUGCAGAAAUAACACCAUGCAGAAAUUGUUUUUGACAUAAACAGUGAAUUGUUUGCCACUGUACUUAUGCACGUACAACCUUAGAUGAACAAGGCCCCCGGACAACUCAGUUCAGGGUGCCCCCUGGAAGCCUGGGUGCCCCCGGCUCUUACCGGGUAGAGCUCAUAGGAGUUACGCCACUGCGUAUGAUUCACUGUUUCUCGAAUAAACUCUUUCGUAACCAUUUUUUAUGGGCAUAUGUAUGUAGCAGGGGGGAGGGGGGUUAUUUAUGGGGGCUUACAGAGUUACUGUAUAUAUGGACAACAUUUGAUGUUUAAGUAAUAAUAUUUACAGUAUUCUGCCUGUAAACUAUAUAUACCGUGAACGAAAAGAAAUAUAUUGAACAUACAUGUACACAUAAUAAAACCAGUUGGUUAACAUGUUAUUAUAAUACUGUAAUGUAAUUAUUGUUACGUCCUCUGAGCUGUUGAAAAAUAUGUGUCACUGCCUUUAAAAAAUAAAUACCUAUAUAGCUUUCCAAUAAUUAGCCCAUGGGCUUAUGCUGUACACAGGGGGGUUUAUAUUGGAGGGGAGCUUUUAUUAGGAGGUUUAUAAUGGUAAAUCUCUACUCAUUAAAGUUGUCUUACUAAUUAACAGACAUAUACAUAAUUUAUGUACUUUCAAAUAGUUAUUUUCUUAUUUCACUCGAAAUGUCUAACAUGGGGGGGGGGGAGGAGUGGAGGUGGAGAUUUUCAAUGAAUUGAUGAAAAUAAUUAAAUACAACCCGUUCCCCAUGUAUAAAUUGGUGAAAAGUUGUGAUCCUCUCCUCUGGGGCUCAUCCGAAAAUAGUGUAAUCCUCCCUCUGCCAACAGAGGUAUAUUAGCCAGAAUCUUGACUUUGAGGGGCGGGGCCAAAGUAAACAUAAUCAUUUGUUUUGUGACCAAAAUUGAAUAAAAUUGUUGAACUUGGAAAAAGGCUAAAAAUUAGACUUGUUAAUUUAAAAGUAUAAUUAUAUUUAAACCCAUCUCCUCUGUAUUAUGAAACUGGUCUAGACUAUAGUAAUUAGCACUUUAAUAAUUUUGUCCCAACAUGCAUUUCUUUCCCGUGGUGGAUUUAUAUGGGUGCAUGGGGGUGAACAGGGAUGUGCACCCCUGUUGCCUUGAUGCAAGGCAGCUACAUAUACUAUAUGAUGCGCUACAUGCUAUAUCUCGAGACUCUAAAUUGGCUUAUUUUGUUCAGUCGUCACUUCAGUAAUAUUUACUGAGUGAACUCACCAUAAAAAAUCUAGUCACAUACUGGAUUCUGAACGUCAGAAAGUCGGCACCUGAAAUAACGCCUAACUGUCGGACGUUUUCCGACACACAUUGGCAAUUGCUGUUUUAGAGACAAUCUGUUUUAAAUUUUUUCAAAGACAGAUUUAAGUAUCUAAGUCUAAAGACUGGGUAUGAGGAUACUGUAGGAAUUACAGUAUCACAACUAUUCAGAAGUCAAAACAUUCCAUUUACAUAAUUACUGCUGUGAAAAUUACCCAACGGCUGCCGAUCUUACCAAAUCUGAAAAUUUCUGAUCAAAUUUGAAAUUUCACUUUUCUUGGAAUUUUUCCGGACAUUUUUGGACCGUUUUUCAGGCUUUGCCUUUGGACGUGUUCAUUAUUUUAUAAACAGUUAUGUUAAAUUUAUUUAUUUAUUUAGUAAUUUUAAUGUUUUUGUUGAGUGAUAAUUUGUCUUGUUCUAUAUAUGUUAUUUGCCGGCUUCUUCUGACAUGUCAUGCAAUUAACCUUUGUCAAAAAACAAAAACUUUGAACCAAGGUUUAAUAUGCUAUGACCUUGAUCAUAAAACAAGACGUGAAUUUGCGCAUGUACACCGUUAGAUAUUACGGACUUUGUGAUUCGCCAAUACCAAAUAUCGAUACUACAAAAAGAUUCGAUAGUUUCCAUCAGUGGCGGAAACUAGGGGGGCGAUCGCCCCCACAAUAAUUUUAGCUAGCUUUCAUUUUGAAAAAUGUAACAUGCGGGCCACGCGCUAUACGUGGCCAAUAAGGAGCUCUCGUAGCCUCAUGACGUUAAAAAUUACGCGUAUACUGUAGAGUGUAGGUGCACUUUUACCUUAAGAAUCGAUUUCUGGCAUUUCCAGAGUCAUACGAUAGAAACGUCGCAUUCUUUUGACGUUUUGAAAAUGUAUUUCCGGUUGGGAUUAGCUCACAGUUGGACCAGAAAUAGGAAUACCGUGAUAAAGAUGCAAAUUUGAAAAUAUAUGCUCGAAAAUGACACUCUAAAUAGUGUUUUUGAUAGCGAGUCGAACAAGACUAUUACAAAGAAGAUACGUCCGAAGGGGCUGAAGUUAUGUUCGGGGAAAGGUAUGGCUAGUCUAUAUUAUUAUGAUCUCGCUUGACUUUCAAAGGCCAUAAAUCGCUACAAUGUUGGCAGUGACAAACUAUCGUGAGGAAUUAGUUGAUGUUGUUUCACUGAAUCGAAUGGUGGUAUUAUUGUCUUCAUAGCAUCCACUGAACCGAAGAUAUAAACAUACCGGUACAAAGUCGUCAGCUUCUAGAAGUUGACAUGCGUGGGACUUGUUGAGAAAGAGUUAAACCACCUUGCAAUUCCAUUCACAAAUGUAUUUAAUCAUCUAGAAUAUUUUCUCUGAUUUAUGCUUAGCAUAUGAUAUAACAUUAUAACAAAAUGCACCAUUAAAUUGUUUUGAAAACCUGAAAUUUCUUACAAAAUGUGCUCUCAGAAUGCUGCAAAUGAAAUUACAGAAAUUUGCUGCAAAUGCCAUUUCAUAUCCAAAUUUUAAAAAAUUUUCUGGGGGAGCAUUCCCCCAUACCACCUAAGAAACCUCGCCCCCUCCCCCCAAUAUUUCGCAAAGUUUCCGCCACUGAUUUCGAUACUUGGGAAAAGUAUUGGUAAUUUUGAUACGAAUUGGGCCUGCGAUUUUGUCAGCAUUUAAAAAUCACAGAAAUGUAGUGCGUUUUUCAAGCAGUAAUGCAUAGUCACAGGCCUUCCAGGGUGACUGGGUCGGUGGGCCUAGCGAAAUGAUCAGCAGUUGUUUCCAUCUACCAAACUGACGUGACGUCAUUUUCGGCAGAUGGAAGAGGUGUUAAAUGGCUAUGUAUAUAGUAGAGAAAUGCAAAUGGUAUGGAUUCAACAGCCUGAAUAAUACAUUAAUUACAAGUAAAACUUCGAAGUUUCGAGCGAAGACCCUUCGUCGGGAAGUUAGCUGACCUACGCUGGCACAACCGUCCAGAUUUAUAUUGCGUUUGCUUUAAAAUGGUGCUUCGCGCGGUUAUUAGAGUGUCUGUUAGGAGAGAGGUUUGACUGUACCGUACUACUUUAAAACCCCUAAACAGGCUCGUUCAUCAUCUUACAGAUAAUUUUGUGGUGAAGACCAAAACCUCUCAUGGAUCCUGCCCAGUUAUCAGAUUCUGCAAACCUACUGUUAUCGGCCACUGGUGUGCUUACUCCUGUCUCGCAAGUGCUGACAAUAGCUGUAGAUAAAGAUUCAGAUGAAGUCGAGACAUUACCACAAGCUGAGACUCAGAUUGAAGUGCGAGUUGGUGAACCUGAGGAAAAACUACAGGAGGAAUCUGUAGCCACCUUGCCUGACGAGCAGUUGAGCACCAUAUUAGCUGGUAAAAGUCUUGCAACAGAGACAUUUUCUAGCAAGCCCAUGGACAGAACAAUACCUGCGUUGACAGAAUCACAAAGUGCCAUGGCAGCCGAUAAUGUGCAAUUUGUUAUCGUGAGAGUAAAAGCAUCAGAACCCGUAGGACUGGUCAGAAAGUUGGUUGCUGAUUCUAUACAUGUACCAGUGGAGACAUGUACUGUGUUUCACAGAGACCUUCAGGUUAGUGAAUUUUCUUGUUUCCACGCUGUGGAUAGGUAAAGUUUACCACAUGUAAACCUGACUCUUAAAAAGUUUAGUUAAAAAGUUUUAGUACUUUAGUUUUAGUCUAAAAGUUUUAAUACUCUUAUUUAUUAUGCUUGUUAACGUUCGAAAAGAAAUAUAUUGUUAAGUGGAAUUUGAGUAUGAAUUCAAAGGCGGGGGGUGUGUUUGUAAUAGUGGCACAGUAUUCAGACUAGCGUUCAAAUGUAGUUACACUGGGCCAAUACAGACGUGAUUGCCCUUAAGGUUGUAAACAGGACACCCUUUUUGGCGUUUUGCGGAAAAUCGCUACUGCGCGCUCAAAAUCAGUCCGAUUUUCAUCAAAUUUUCACCAAAUGUUAGCCAGUGCAUGCAAAAUAUGAUAAAGUUGUAAAAUUGACAAACAAUAAAAUAAUGUAAGAAUUAUUCAGGAAAAUCUUAAGUCGCGGUUCCUUUACGCUUUUGAGUUAUGUUCCUGCUGGUUGUUAGCCUGCCAACAGGCUCUCAAGCUGAAUUGAGAGCCUGCAUCGAUGAUUAAUGAAUUUGAAUAUCUGCCCCGUAACGUUCGUUUUUCCAAAUAUGGAAUGUCUAUCCUUAUAUGGUGUUGUUUACAACUUUCGUGCAAACUAAAUUUAGACCGUACAGUUUAUACUGUUUUUCGAAAUAUAAGAUAUUCAAGCGAAAGUUCAAAUGUUUUAAAUAUUGUUUUCUCAAAACAGAACAUUUUGUGCUUUGAGAUAAGACGGCCAAGACCAAUUUGAUCAGUUAAUGUGUUUUUUAUGCAUAAUGCUCUUAGCAGUUGACAUAUAGAGCACAGCGGAAACAUAUAAAUUAUAGCAUCUGACCAAUGAGAAUUUCGCGUCGUGAUUUGAGACGCAGAUAUUCAAAUUCAUUAGUCAUCGAUGCAGGCUCUCAAUUCAGCUUGAGAGCCUGUUCGCAGGCUAGCUGGUUGUAAGAUAUAUUUAUGAAAAUAUCAUUUUUAUACAGUAAAAUAGUUGUUCUAAAAAAUUGUGUUCGGAAAUUUUUGUUUAUGUCGUCAUUCCGCUGAUAUGGCGAUUUUUUUGACGACUGCAAUAUAUUUCUGAAUCAUCCCAUCACAUGAAUCUCCUUAUUAUUAAAAUAUCCAAAAUUAGAACAAAGCCGAACACAAUUUUGAAACUGACGUCUUUAGCUAUGUCCUGUGAAAAUUUGAGAAAAAUUCGUUAAAACCCGCAGGAGCACAACUCGUUUAAAAAUCAGUAAUUGCCGUAAAAUUCUUCGGGAGAAAAUUGAAUUUGAAUAUUACAUUUUCAAUGUUUUUCUUAUUGCAAGCGAAAUGUAUUUUAUUAAAUAACUCCGACAGUGUGAGUUUUCAACAUUUUUCGUCCAAACUUGGUCAAAGGCAAACUUAACACUCAAAGGUGUUCUGUAACCUUAAUGAAACUCUCAAGAGAGCAGAUGAGUACAGUACGUCUGAUAGAUCUACUGUGUCCAAUAUAUUAAAAUUAGUUUAGUUUAGAAUCUAAUGAUUGUGGUGUUGGAACUCUGAGUGGCUGCACGGCCGGGUAAGCUGCAAAAUUGCUCGACCAUGAUGGGAAUCAAACCCGCGACCUUUGAUGUGCUUGCUCAUUUGCUAGUAGGGUUUCCACUAUUUAGUGAAAUUCAAGGAUUUUUCCUGGACUAUCAAGGACAUUUUUCAGUUAAUUCAAAAGACCUAAAGACGGAUUUUACUUUUUGAAACACUACUUUUUAUUGAAAAGCAGUAGUCUAAAUAAGUGUUCAAGUAUUGUCAGCACAGUUGAAAAGAAAUUCCAGAACAUUCAAGGACUGGAUUUUUUCAAAGACUUUCCGGGAUUUUUCCAGGACCGUUGACACCCUGUGCUAGAGCAUUGGACUAGGAAACCAAAAGUCGCGGGUUCGAAUCCCACCGCGAUGAAGCAAUUUUUCAGCUAGCCCAGUGACGAACUUGAGUAGCGUCAUCUAAAAUAGGUUGCCUUUUUUAUAUUGACGUAUAGUUAUUUUGUAACCUGCUACUUUUUCUCUUGUUAAGAUGGACGAUGCCUUGGCAAUUGGUACUCACUGUGGCAGUUUGGAUGGAACAGUUACAUUGAACAUUCAAAUUAAAAAUGGUAUGAACGUGAUUACAAUGUAAUACGAUUUUGAGAAUUUUUAUGGAAAAAGUUUAUGUAAUAUUUUGGAAUUUCAAUUAGUCUGGGCAUUUUGGGACAAUUCCAGUCCUUAGGGCGAGAGGAUGCCUGACCAUUCAGGCUAUUGAACUAAAAUCUCAUUUAGUCAUCAUUUUCGGGUCAGGAAUCAUCUCAAACUCAAUAAUUCACGAGGAAAUCAGGCCAGGUUGCUUUAUUUUGCUUACUGCAUCAGUCCAGGACUCAAUCAAAAUUAAUUCAGUCCCAAGACUGGAUCAAAAUUAAUUCUGUCCCAGGACAGGAACAAAAUUAUUUCAGCCUUGGGCUGGUAUAUUAUGGAUGGGAUUAAUAUAUCUUAUGCAUAUCUUGUUACUAUAGUUUCAGAAAAUGGCGAAACUACAAAAAGAAUGGAUAUCGUCGCCAUUCAUUUAGCAGAGGCUGUGCCUGAGAAUAACAAUCCAGGUCAGUAUAGUAUAUCUUGAUUAGUUAAUCGAUACCUUCAUGCAUCACUUAGUAAUAGAUUGCGAAUGCAUAUUUACCAAGUAUAGACCCAUUGCACUGACGUCACAAGUCCUUAGAGUGUCCUCCAGAUGCUACCUAAAAAAUAUCUGAUCGGGUACAACAACCACAUACAGCGCAAAAACCAACCAUUUUAAUACAAAAUUAUUAUAAAGUUUUUCAAAAUUUGCUUUGUUUACAGAAGUUAUAUUAUGCAUAGAUUGCUAAUUUGUCCUCCAGAUGCAUCGUCACCGGCGCUGUGACGUCAUGUGCAAUGGGUCUAUACUAGGUAUAUAGCCAGUGGCUUUGAAAGAGUGAGAGACCUAUAGGAAUCUGGUACCAAAUAUCACAAUUCACGAGCAUUGUUUAGGAGCAAGUGGCAAGCAUACAAUCACACCCAUAGAACGUAAUUGUCAUAUUAAUGACUAUUAAAUAAAACUUAAGCUAAAGUUAGCAAUAUCUAGCAAGCAAUAUAUGAUUCUGUAUACAAUGUAUGCCAAUGAUGCCACAACAUUCGCAUUUUAUACAAUCUGUUUUGUUGUGUACGAUUCCUUACAGCUCUACUGAUAAAAUAUUUUAAACAAUCAGAAUUGAUAGUUAUACUGUACAUUAAACAACAACACUGAUCAACAUGAUUAAUUGAUUAUCCUAGAAAAAGUAUCUAAUGUCAGUCGACUCAGUCUAAUUGCACGACUCGGGCCUCUUUAUUCAUUUUACUGAAACUCUUUGGCAUACUGUAUACAUGUUGAAAAUUUCGCCGCCGCCCCCAACCCACCCCCACCUCCAGUGAGGAGAGAAUACUAUUACAUGAAAACAUUGAUAGCCUCUACCAAUGUUUUCAUGAUUGUAAAAUUGUUGUUACAGCUGAAUUACCUAUAGUCAUUCAGCUACCGUUCAAAGGCCUUCAAAAAUUAUUGCGGAGGGGGGGGGGGGGAUUGCCCCCAACAGUGUCCGCCACUAUACAGUACAUAGUGAGUAAUGAAGAACAUUGGUUUUCUUUGAUGUAUCGCGGGUUGUGAAAAGCAUAAAGCUCUAUGAAUGUCAAUUAGAUAGAAAUCAAUUACUAUGUAGCCAAAUCUUUCUGCAGCUUUCAAUCUGAAUGAUGCCAAUAAAGAUGAAAUCAAGACAGAAAAGAUUGCAGGUCCAACUCCAGCUAAACGAAAAAGAAAGUCAUCAAGUGGUAAAGGUAAGCUUCAGAACCACAUUAAAUUUUUGUUAAACGCAAAUUGUUUCGCAAUGAAUUUUUGAAAUGUUGAAGUGACCAUAUUCCGUAAUACGUUCUUUGAAUGUUUGUAUGGCGAUAUUACAAUAUACGUUUCGACUUGUCGAAAAUACCACGUAUCUUACUUGUUGCAAUGCUUUCGAUAUAUUAAUUAAUAGCACGAAUGAACAUCCAGGCCAUAUGGGUCGAAAGCUUUGCAUUAAUAUGUAUUUAUAUAUAUACGUAACGUGGUGUUUUCCACAAACCAAAACAUUAUGUUGGUAUUUAUAUCUACACGAGUUUGGUAAAGCAAACUGACGUUUAUUUGUAACUCUUUUAGUGAACAUUAAAUCCCCAACCACGGCUAUGGCAAUAGCCAAAACAAUUGGCGAUGGUCUUAUCACGAGCCCAACUGGUAAGUACAUUUUACAGUAGUUGUAAUGGUAUUCUAUGUGGAAGAUGGUCCCAUGCAGUUGUAAGAAGGGACCUUGUCCAAAGGUUUUACCAGGAGUUAAGUUCUUCAUGGACAGUCGAGAGGAAUGGACUGGAAACACUAAUGCAAAAAGCUGUCGUCAUUCGCGCGACAUCCAUGAUAUGGACUAUAGCCCUCUAACCCUGUAAUAUAAGAGGAAUAUACAAUACAACAUUAUAUAAUUCAGUCCUUGGACUGGAUCAAAAUUCCUUCACCUCACUUUAAGUAUAAUGAUUUAUUCGUAUGAGGUGUCAUUUCAAAUCCUCCAAUACGGACUGGACUUAGAUUUCAAAUUGCGCGGACUUAAAAUCUAGUCCAGUCCUAUAGUCGAUUAUUUGAACUUCACGAAACUGUUAUUAACUGUGUGUGCCUUUCAUUUUAUAUUUGGCAAAAAUAGCCGGCGAACUGCCAUGAUAAUAGAGGUCUUAAGAUUGCUGUUUUUCUCGUUUCCUUGCCAUCUUGUUUAACGUUUGAGAUUCACGUUUUAACUGCUAGAAUACGAUCUUGAGGUUCGUGAAAUACGACAGCAUCUUUUACUGUAUGCAUGGUGUAAUCACACGUUCAAAGCUCAAAUUUACUUUUUUCCUAUCAUGUACUAAUUACUUUAGAACAUUUUUUAUGUAUCUCUCAGGAACGGGAUUUUUGAAACCAGAGUGUGGUUAUGUAUAAAAAAACAUGGCUUCGUCCUAUCCUGUAUAAUUUUCGCCAUCUUAACUCUGAAAAACGAUUCACGGACGUCGUUUAUUUAACAACGUCCGUGAAACUUCAAACAGCAAACCGCUAGCCGAGGUUUACGGUUUACAGCGAAAACGUCAAUCUUAAAAUCUCUAAUUUAAUAUAGGCGUACAACAAAUCAGCCAUUGGUAUUGUCAAAGCGAGCGAGAUAUCACAGAUAGCACUGCGAAAAACACACUUGGCGUUUCCAGCCCAUUUUUCUCGAUUAUCUAUGCUGCUCUCAAUUCCUGCGUACCGCAUCACAUGAUCAUUCCCGAGCCGACGGCGCCAAGCGCCGUGCGAGGGUACUGAUUCCCCCCGGCUAUUUACACCCGGGGAAACGAAAGCAUUAGCGAAGUCUAAAGUUCAUCAAUUUUCGCGGGCGUGGGUCACCAACGAUGUUGGGGUGUUGGGUGGGUGGUCAUCCUCACUGAUCUCAAAAAUAUGGCGGACUGUCAUGAAUAGCGGACACUGAUUGGUCCAAUUUAAAGUUUGCAUUAUAACGACUGCAUGACGACAGCGAAAUAGCAAACAUUUCUUGAUUUGUCAUUUGAUGAUUGAUAAAUUUCUUGCAAAUAUAUUUCAUUUUUGCUCGCAUUUUUGCAAGAUUUUGUAAAUUUAAAGAAAGAAAGGGCGAAAGAAUCGGCUAAAAGAAGGAGCCGACGUUAACGAAGGUAAGUUUGUUUUGAUAUUGAUUUUAUAAUUAUUUAAAACCCAACGGCCUUUGCGUAUAUGAAACAACUAAACAAGACAGCAUAUAAUUUCAUUGUAUCUUUAAUAUUGAUUCCCUUUUUUAUGAUAUUGAAUUUUUUAAAUAAAAAAGAAAGCAAAGUUAUUUGCAAGCGAGAAUUUGAAAUAAGUUUAUUGCAAACUCAAAGUUUAUCGAUAAAGCCAUUUUAAAAGGCAGUUUUGUUUUAUAAAGAACACUAAUGACUUUAAAACGUUUUGCGAAGCGUUUGUGGUUGAAUUUUACCUUAAAUUGAGGCUUAUAUUACGUAUAAUAGCAUACCUAACAUAUAUAUGUUGGGAAAUUAAUAAUUUUGUAAUUAAAAGUGAUAUUUUUUAAUUUUUAGGGACGGACCAUUAGAUAUUUGAGGGGGUGGUUGCAGAAAUAAAAAAACAACGAGCAAGCCUUUAUCCUUAAAAAAAAAAAAAAAAAAAAAAAACGUGCGAGAAGAAAACUUGAAAAAAAAAUUCGUGCAAGCAUCCAUCCUAUGCCAGUAAACUCCAAUUCCUGGACCCCUAUUUGGAACUUCUGAAUAUAAAAUAUGAAGAAUACAUAGAUUGCCGAGACAAUCCUGAUGAUCACCCACCAUUGCAUUAUGCAAAGCUUCAAAAUUUGUGAAGGCACAGGAGUUUUAAAAAUUUAAUAAGGCGACGAAACCUGCGAACGGGGAUACAGGCUGUAUGGCCUGCAGAGGAAGUAGGGAUAUACUUUGGGUCCUAGGAGUCCUAGCCCCUAGGGCUAUGCCCAACCCCACACGUAGAUUCAUUAUAGCUGCAAGAUAUGAAGUACAUACUAGAGAGUGUUCGACAACCACCGAGUCUGAGAGCGCGGAUAAUCUGCCUUGAUUUGUUGCAUAUUAAUAAAUCAAUUAAUACCACAGAGUAAACACAUUUGUUUAUUCUGUGGUAAUACAGAAGCCCGGAACAGGUCUUCAGAUUUCCGACCAGCUUGCCGCCACUUCUGGCUUCCAUCUCUCUAGCUACCUGUACCUCAUGUCAAAGAUGGUGUAGAUGAAUGUGGAUAAGUACACGCCUUAAAAUUAUGACCUGUUAAUUCUUAAUUAUUAAAUCAGGACCUGUAUUUUUGUUCAAAGCCAAUCGUCUACAGUUUGUAUCUCUAUGUAACUGAUUAAUAUUUGAAACUUUGCCGGAAACAGUGGCGUAGCAAUGGGGCGACCGCCCCCAAUCGCCACAAAAACCUUUCUCUCAAAAGGCUAAAUCCGUGAAAUGGGGGGGGUACACGUCACAUGCUCGAAGUUGAAACUGUUUAGGUAUGUCUCGAGUGAGGAAAAAGACGAUAUACUGGAGGAACUUGAUUUGUAAAAUCUCUUUAAAGCAUUUAUAGUUUGUAGAUAUGGUUCCAAAAAGAAUAGAUUUAGUUUAGAUUUUUAACUGUUAAUUAAAUACAUGUAUGCAUUAUCAUAGCAUGAAUAUUCCUUCCCAGACUUAUUCUGUAUUGAAUAAAAAGCAACGCAAUUUUGAGAAAGGUGUCUCAUAGAACCUAGAAUGAUUUAAAUGCAACAUUUCUGAUCAAAAUCACAUGCUCCCCCCAGCAUCACAGAGGGGAAAUAAGGUGACACUGACCCCUCCUUCUGUUUUCAAGGUGACGUUUCCAAUUUAUUUAAUUCCGAGUAGAAAUGUCUGGAAAAUUCAUGUCUUCGAUGUACUUUAUAAUCUUCGGAAUUCUGCUAGAUUUCACCCCCAAAAUGCUUCAAAUCGCAUUUCAGGGACUCUAGAUUUCUCACGCCCACCCAAAAGUGAAGGUUUGGCUACGCUACUGGCUGGAAACGAAGCAGUCACUGUCGAAAGGGCCUGUUUACAGUAUCAAAUUUUCUUUCAAAGAUAUUGCAACCUGCCCCUAUUAAAAACUACAAAUAAAAAAAUUCUUGCAAGCGUUUGACUAUUAAAUGAAAAAAAAAGCGUGCACAACAUGUGCGUCCAAAAAAAAAAAUCCUGCAAGGAAAAAAGCUGCAACCACCCCCUCAAAUAUCUAAUGGUCCGUCCCUUAGGCGAUUUUUCAUUUGUAAGAAUAUUCUUAAAAAAUUAUCGUGUUACCAUGACAACUACUUUAGAUACUUCAUGUUCGGAAAAUACAAUGGUUUUGUCGGCAAGGCGAGGGUUUCUGCAUGCAUGCAUGCAUUUUCUAGUAGUCUAAGAUUUUCAACUCAUUUUACUUUUUAUCUAUAGGUGAAAGUUCGGAUGGUCAGCUAACGUCACCGGAAGGACGAACACUGACUGGAAGCCGAAGUGGUAAGUUCAGUUUGUAUGUCUUUCAUGCGUUCAUUGGUAGGUUAGUAUUCAACUUCAGAAAUUUUGUCUCUCGAAAAUCCAUAAAAUGGAAAUUGUAUGGACCUUUAUUGGAAAUAGAAUGGAUUUUUGAUUAUCCAUAAUAAUUUUAUAUUUCCAUACUAUGGAUAUAGUAUCGAAAUAGUAUGGAUAUACUAUGGAUUUAGUGGCGCAAUUGCAAAUCUCAUAGUAUGGAUUUCACAUUUUUUCCCGGUGAUUGUCUUGUUCUAAUAACAGCAUUUGACAAAACGAUUGCAAUCUGCAGCACAAUUAUGCUUAGUGAAAUCUACCUAUAUUACACAUUUCCCACGCUUAAACAGGGGACGUUUUUGAAUUGAAAUAUUUAGUAGGACGUGCAUGUGUGAAUGAUAUACUACUAGCUAGGCUCGUUUCUUCGUUCAAAAAUGUUCGCACUGCUUGUUGCUGCUUGUACCCAGUUGUUGACAAGUACAGGGCACAGGAUAACGGGCGAUAGGUCUCCGGUCAAAAUGACCGGUCAACUUGAUUUUAGCUCGGUCAAAAACAGAUUUUGAUACGGUCAUUGAUACGCUUACACUAACAGUGAAACAAACUAUUAGAAACUUGUUUCGAUACAUCAUAGUUUCAUGUUUUAAUUCAAGAUGUCAGCAAUCACAUUGGAAGGCAUGAAAAUGUGGCUGGUCAAAAUGACCGGCGAGGUAAAAAAGUGACCGGUAAAGAGGCAUUUUUGGCCGGUCAUUGUCCGUUGACCGGCCGUUAUUUUGAGCCCUGCAAGUAUGGCACAAGUUGUUAUCAUCUGGUACAGUAGCAAAGCUUGAUGAGGCCAACAGACUGUUUGCAUGCAUGUAACUAGUUGAUGGCAAGCUCGUACCGACAGUUUGUUACCGUCAUCAAGCUUGUAAAAAGGUGACAACAACUUGUUCCAGACUUGUCAACAAAACUGGGAACAAACGGUGCGAACACUUCCUGUCAACCUUGUUACAGGUACAAAUUGUUUACAGCUUGGGCGUUUUUACGUUGUGUAGUAGGAUAACAUUUUCAUACUGACUCUGAACUUAAACGUUUCCAUUUAUGAAGCAGGCAACAACGGUCAAAUUCAGUUAUGGCAAUUCUUACUACAGCUACUGACCGACAAGGAUAGCAGACAUUUGAUCAUGUGGGUUGGCGAUCAAGGUGAAUUCAAGUUGAACCUCCCAGAGCAGGUUGCCCAAGAAUGGGGAAAGAGAAAGAACAAGCCUGCUAUGAAUUACGAGAAAUUAAGUAGAGCUCUGAGAUAUUAUUAUGAUGGUGAUAUGAUUCAUAAAGUACAUGGCAAGAGGUUUGUCUACAAGUUUGUAUGUGAUCUCAAGAGUUUACUGGGUUAUUCCGCAGCGGAACUUAAUGCUCUUGUUAAUCAGAUGGACACUACUUAUCAUCAGCUGAAUAUCAAUGGACAUCAAACCUGAGUGCUGCGUGUAGUUUAAUGUGUGUAUCAAUAGAAUAGUUCAAUGAACUUUUUUAAUGUAUCAUAGCCCAUCCACUGAUCUGAAAUGUAACUGGAUUAUUUUAUAUACCUACAUUGCGCCAACAUAUCAUCAACUCAAUGUAUACUUGCAGUGUGUAGUUUCAGUGGUGUAAUUUUAGUGGUGUAACUUCCCAUUAUGUAAGUUAGUUAGUUACGACAUAUGGAUCUUGUCCCAAGAAUGAAGUUUAGUCGCCUGGCGGAAAUAAUUGAUUUUAAUAGUAAAUUGCUCAAUAGACACCCGAAUUUGCUUGACUGCACACAUUACUUGCACACUGUAGUUUGAAAUCGAGGCGGACAAUGUAGUGCAUUGUAAAUAAGUAAUUGCAGCGAGCGAAUGCAGAGAUUGUCUAUUCGCAGCAAUUUGUAGGUGAUAACUGUUGCUUUGAGAUGGACAACGUUUUCUGAUAACUAUACCUGUACUGGCCCGACGUAAAGUGCAAAAAAACGUUGGUUUAAGUAGAUUAAAAUGUAGAUUAAAAUGUUAAAUUAACUUUUUUAAAUAUACAUGUAUAUCAUCAUAUAUAAUCCUAUAGUUACAUCACAGCUUAUAACGCAGUGAAGAAUAUGCAAGUCAAAGGGACCUUUUAUAGUAAUAAUAAUAAUAAUAAUAAUAAUAAUAAUAAUGAAGUGAACAGGUUUGGUCAGCAGAUGAAGAAUCCAAAAACAUUCGACUGUAAAAUUCAUCUUCUAAUAUGAGUGUUGGCUUGCACACUGUGAAUUGUGUACGUACACAUUCAUUAUACUAGAAAAUUUGCCCAUUAUCCUAUUCCUGAAUUCCCUUGACUUUAUCCUAUUAUUCCCAAGUCGAACCAACGUACAAAAAUUAUAUGUACAUGACGUGUUUACAAACAGUACGCAUGUGCAAGCUGCUGGCCGCGGACGGAUGGGGCAUAUGCUAAUUACAUAAUUUACGUUGGCACAACACGUCACACCCAAACGUUUGUCUGUUUAAAAACGUCAUGUGCCACUAUAGUGUAGCCUGCGAACAGGCGGUUAUUAGAAGACCACCGAGCGAAAUAUUUCCAAUCCCUGCAUGCUAAACAUACGUUAUAGAAACUGAACAGAAUAACAUUUUACAAAAAUUAACAAAACUUGAAGAAAAAACACCAAAUAAUUUUCUUGAUGAACCUAUUUCUGAAGUGGAAGUUUUGAGUGCUGCAAAGACAUUAAAAAACAACAAAUCUGCUUAUUCCGGCAGGAUAAAAAACGAAAUGCUAAAGCAUAGUGUCAAAAUAUUACUUAAAUUAAACCAUAAACUUUUUAACCUCGUUUUAGAAACUGGACAUUUCCCAGUUCAAUGGUGUGAAGCUCUCAUUACGCUAUUUUUUAAGUCAGGAGACAUGGGCGUACGAGAAGGAAAAAAUUAGGGGGGCGGAAAGAAAUUUGCCAGACUUUUUCGGAUUGUGCCCGAGUUGCCAAAAAAAUUUUUCCGGAGAAACUUUCCAAAAUUGUUGUCGACGGGGG